AUGGAAGUGUACCAGGACCAGGAGGAGUGGUCAAAAGUAAAAGACAAAAUGCUAGAAACAUUUUUAAAGCACCAAAACAACUACUACCACGGAAGAAUGGAGCAUGGCAAUAUGCCUGCAUCCAAUAACCCACUAAUUCGCAGUCUCCAAGACAAGCGCUCACCUCUCCCCCAGCAACAUUGGUUCGGUACAAUCGACCAUCCUCAACUUGUAGCCGAUACAUUUAGCAGAGCAGUGGCUGUAUAUUGGAAUACUCCAAUUGAAACAGGCGACUGUCUUUUUGUUCCAUUUGCUACCUUGCCAGAAAAAGUGGAACCGAUAAUUAUUAUCUUAGAUUUCUUCAAUUUGCUCGCUUUUGCAUGUCUUAUCAGUGUCCAAUUUGCUGGUGCACGCCCUGAAGGAAAGUUGGCAUCGUAUAUGGACUUUUUGGUGCAAAUAGCCCAAAAUGAAUUAACUACUUAUGCGCAUAAGAUUCUUUUGCUUAACUCGUUUGGAGAUAUACCUGAUUUUGAGCGUUUAAUUCGCCAUUUUGAUCUAAAUGAUCUUCUUUUGUUAAACAGUUCUUCAUUUCAGUGGGAAGUCCAACAACCUUAA
Molecule: messenger RNA, 594 nt
Organism: Phycomyces blakesleeanus NRRL 1555(-)
Lineage: Eukaryota; Fungi; Mucoromycota; Mucoromycetes; Mucorales; Phycomycetaceae
Exons: 4
Coding region: 1-594 (197 amino acids)
Source: RefSeq, a predicted model, not a curated record